AAUCUUUUGUUUCCCUUUUCCCUUUCUUUUCCAAUGCGUUCGUCUUCUUCUUCUUCUUCUUCUUCAUCAUCCUCGUCUUCCUCCGCGCGCGGGCCUUCGCUCGCCGUGCUGAUGGUUGCUGCCGUCGCCAUGUGCUGCAGCGCCAUCCUCGUCGCUCUGCCCUCGACCAGCGCCAUGAAUGUGACCUAUGACAGCCGUGCUCUGCUGCUCGACGGUCAACGCCGCUUGCUCAUCGCCGGAUGCAUCCACUACCCGCGCUCCACCCCGGAAAUGUGGCCCGAGCUGUUUGCGCGCGCAAAGGCCAACGGCCUGGACGUCAUCCAGACGUACCUGUUCUGGGACGUCAACCAGCCGACGCCUGGCGAGUUUGUCAUGACCGACCGCUUUGACUAUGUGCGCUUCAUCAAGCUCGCCCAGCAGGCCGGCCUGAUGGUCAACUUCCGCAUUGGGCCCUACGUGUGCGCCGAGUGGAACUAUGGCGGCUUCCCUGCCUGGCUGCGCCAAAUCUCUGGCAUUGUCUUCCGCGACAACGACAAGCCGUGGCUCGACGUCGUGGGCCCGUACAUUACCAAGACGGUGCAGGUGCUCAAGGACAACAAGCUGCUCGCCGCUGAUGGCGGCCCCGUCAUCCUGCUCCAGAUUGAGAACGAGUACGGCAACAUUGAGGACUCGUACGCUGGCGGCCCGGCCUACGUCCAGUGGUGCGGCCAGUUGGCGGCCUCGCUGAACGCCGGCGCCCAGUGGAUUAUGUGCCAGCAGGACGACGCCCCCGCCAACACGAUUGCCACCUGCAACGGAUUCUACUGCGACAACUACGUUCCUCACAAGGGCCAGCCGAUGAUGUGGACGGAAAACUGGCCUGGCUGGUUCCAGACCUGGGGACAGCCCUCGCCCCACCGCCCCGCGCAGGACGUGGCCUUUGCUGCUGCGCGCUUUUAUGCCAAGGGUGGUACGUACAUGAGCUACUACAUGUACCACGGUGGAACCAACUUUGGCCGCACCGCUGGCGGCCCCGGCAUCACCACCAGCUACGAUUACGACGUCGCCCUGGACGAGUACGGCAUGCCCAGCGAGCCAAAGUACUCGCAUCUCGGCUCGCUCCACGCCGUCUUGCACGCCAACGAGCACAUUAUCAUGUCCAUGAACGUGCCCGCCCCAAUCUCCCUUGGCAAGAAUCUCGAGGCGCACGUGUUCAACUCUUCGAGCGGCUGCGUCGCCUUCCUGUCCAACAUUGACAGCUCUGUCGACGCCGAAGUCCAGUUCAAUGGUCGCACGUUCGAGCUGCCCGCUUGGUCGGUCUCGAUCCUGCACAACUGCGCUUUCGCCAUCUACAACACUGCUGCUGUCUCCGCCCCUCUCAACGCUCGUCGCAUGACCCCGCUGGUUGUUCACGAGGACGCCGUGAGCGACGCUGCCGACCAUCGCCGCUCGCUGAGCAAAGGCGAGGGCCAAGAGCGCGUGGGCGCAUUCUCCACCUUUGCAUCGUACGCCGAGACCAUUGGACGCCGCGCCGAGGAGGCCGUGUACUUUACGAGCCCCCAGGAGCAGAUCAACACCACCAACGACACGACCGACUACCUGUGGUACACGACCACGUACAACUCGGCCAGCGCCACCUCGCAGGUGCUCUCCAUCUCCAACGUGAACGACGUGGUCUACGUGUACGUCAACCGCCAGUUUGUGACCAUGUCCUGGUCUGGCUCGGUCAACAAGGCCGUCCCCCUGAUGGCUGGAACGAACGUCAUUGACGUGCUCUCGACCACCUUUGGCCUCCAAAACUAUGGCACCUUCCUCGAGCAGGUGACGCGUGGCAUCCAGGGCACCGUCAAGCUUGGUUCGACCGACCUUACCCAGAAUGGCUGGUGGCAUCAGGUCGGCCUCCUCGGCGAAGAGCUUGGCAUCUUCCUCCCUCAAAAUGCGAGCAACGUGCCGUGGGCGACACCCGCCACCACCAACCGCGGUCUGACCUGGUAUCGCAGCUCGUUCGAUCUCCCGCAGUCCUCGCAGGCUCCGCUGGCCCUCGAUAUGACUGGCAUGGGAAAGGGCUUUGUCUGGGUCAACGGACACAACCUCGGCCGCUAUUGGCCGUCCCGCAUUGCUGACAGCAUGGCCUGCGACGACUGCGACUACCGCGGCGCCUACGACGACAGCCGCUGCCGCCAGGGAUGCAACAUUCCGUCCCAGCGCUACUACCACGUGCCCCGCGAGUGGCUGCAGCCCACCAACAACUUGAUUGUCAUGCUCGAGGAGAUUGGCGGCAACCCAGCGCUCAUUUCGCUGGUCGAGCGCGAGGAGGACAUUUCCUGCGGCGCUGUCGGUGAAGACUACCCGGCCGACGAUCUGUCGGUCGUUCUUGGCUGCGGCUUGCACCAAACCAUUCGCCGUGUCGAGUUUGCCUCGUUCGGCACCCCCGUGGGCACUUGCCGCCAGUUCUCCCUCGGCUCUUGCAACGCGGCCAACUCCACUGCGAUUGUCGAGUCGCUCUGUCUCGGUCGUCAAGCUUGCCAUGUCCCUGUUGCCAUCAAUCAUUUUGGCGAUCCCUGCCCUGAUACGACCAAGCGCCUGUUCGUGCAAGUCUCGUGCGCAUAAGUGGCGCCUCGCGCAGUGACGUUUGGCAUUUGGGGUUUUCGUCGGUUUGCAAUCUUCUUGUUUGGAUUGUUUUGCAAUACAACGAUGCCAACUAGACCACGAAA
This is a messenger RNA of Capsaspora owczarzaki ATCC 30864, 2693 nucleotides long. RefSeq names its product beta-galactosidase. The transcript has 3 exons. Lineage: Eukaryota; Filasterea; Ministeriida; Capsasporidae. Gene Ontology annotation, biological process: carbohydrate metabolic process. The record is from RefSeq and is a predicted model, not a curated record. Bases 34 to 2589 code for a protein of 851 amino acids. Gene Ontology annotation, cellular component: vacuole; cell wall. Gene Ontology annotation, molecular function: carbohydrate binding; beta-galactosidase activity.